AUAUUUCUUUUACUUCAAGCCACAAACAUUAUGAGGUCGCCGGUACCCAUCAUACUUUCCGUUGGCUUACUUUGUACUGAAAUUAAAAUUUUCAUUUAAAAUUGUAAAGGAAAUUAGAUUUCUUGCCAAAACUGUAACCUUCAAUCUUCAAAAUUCAAAUAUAAAAUGCCCUCUUCCAGUUUUUGAAUUUUGAGGCACAAUUCGGUUUUGGUGUCUUAUUCAGAGAGAUGGGUUCUGCGGAAAGAUCCAGUAAGAAGAAAGCUCAGCUAUGGAAGAAAGCCGCCAUCCAUUUCUCCCUCUGCUUCGUCAUGGGAUUCUUCACCGGCUUCAUGCCCACCGCCAAAACCACAAUUUUCCAGAGCCACCUGGGGUCUAACCAGUCCGAAAUUUCGCCCCAGCCGACCGAGAUUUCGGGGGCAGAGGCGGCGCACGCCAACAGGAGCCUGAGAGCGGAGACUCCCGUGGCCGUGACGGCGAGGUCUUCUGACGAGAAGCUGAAAUUCCCGACAGAGGGGGAGGAAAAAGAAGAAGAGGCGGAGGAGGAAAGUGAGGAGAAGUUGGUACCGAGAAGGCUGCUGAUCGUGGUGACUCCGACAAGCGGGAGAGAGGAGUUCAGGGGGGCGUUGUUGAGGAGGUUGGGGAACACUCUGAGCCUGGUGGCGCCGCCGGUGGUGUGGAUAGUGGUGGAGGCGCAGCCGGAGACGGAGGAGGUGUCGGAGGUGCUGAGGAAGACGAAGGUAAUGUACAGGCAUUUGGUGAUGAAGGAGAAUUUGACGGAGGCGGAGGCGGAGGCGGAAAUGGAUGGGCAGAGGAAUUUGGCGCUGACUCACAUCGAGCAUCACCGACUCAGCGGCAUUGUGCAUUUCGCGGGCCUUCACAAUGUCUACGACCUCAACUUCUUUGAAGAGAUCAGAAGAAUUGAGGUGUUUGGGACAUGGCCAAUCGCGCUACUGUGGCCAAACAGGAACAAGGCGAUAAUCGAAGGGCCAGUGUGCGACUCAUCACAGGUGAUCGGAUGGCAUCUGAGAAGGAAAGUGUGGAAUGAAACAGAGAGAAGGUCCCCUGCUGUUCAUAUUUCAAGUUUUGCUUUCAACAGUUCAAUCCUAUGGGACCCUGAGAGAUGGGGCCGCAUUUCUUCCGCCCAAGAUUCCUCCCAGAAUUCCAUAAAGUUUGUGAAACAAGAAGUUCUUGAAGAUGAGACCAACUUAAAGGGAAUCCCACCAGAGGACUGCUCCAAAAUCAUGCUUUGGCAUCUCCAUUUUCCAACCCCAAAUUGAAAUUCAACUCCCUUCAAAACUUUGCCAAAUGGUUGUGGGAGUUCAAGCCCUACAAGAAGACAUCUAGUCUAGAUAUUGAAAUUUGGAUGAGGAAAGAUUAAUGUAAUUUUUGGAGAAAAUUCAAUCCUAAGAUUAGGGUUUUCUUCUUCUUUUUUGGGGGGGGUGGGGGGGUGUUGAAUUGUUAAUUCAAUUUUCCGGUUUUAUGUUUUAAUUUUCUUUAGUAACUUAAGAUGUUUUCAAAAUUAUUUCAUUCGGUUGAUGGCCAUGUAUUGUUGGAGUAUGUAUGUUGUGCCUCACAUUCAAAUCUAAAGCGAAGUUUCUUGAAAAUGUAAUGAUUUUAAAGUUGAUAGCAAACUUUCUUAUAUUUCUUUGAUC
Molecule: messenger RNA, 1652 nt
Organism: Malania oleifera
Lineage: Eukaryota; Viridiplantae; Streptophyta; Magnoliopsida; Santalales; Ximeniaceae
Product: beta-1,4-xylosyltransferase IRX9
Exons: 3
Coding region: 228-1277 (349 amino acids)
Biological process (GO): plant-type secondary cell wall biogenesis; glucuronoxylan biosynthetic process
Cellular component (GO): Golgi membrane
Molecular function (GO): xylosyltransferase activity; galactosylgalactosylxylosylprotein 3-beta-glucuronosyltransferase activity
Source: RefSeq, a predicted model, not a curated record